This is a messenger RNA of Bemisia tabaci, 4427 nucleotides long. RefSeq lists its product as uncharacterized. The record is from RefSeq and is a predicted model, not a curated record. NCBI's taxonomy places the organism in Eukaryota, Metazoa, Arthropoda, Insecta, Hemiptera, Aleyrodidae.
GCUGUUUGAGCUGUGAUGCACGUGCCGUUUUCGUAAUUACAGUUACCACGGAUUUUUUCUUUCCCAUUUUACUCUCUGAUAAUGAAUUUCCUGUUCAACCGAAAAAAAUAGCUUUUAGAAGCAUUUUUGAGCUGUCAAUUCACCUUUCUCUAAUCAUUGGAUUAAGUACGGAAUUCAUUUGCUCUUGGAUGUAUUUUCUGAACUACUGCCAAGAAUACUAGAGAUAACUUGCAGUUUUGGAAUCCUUUUUCAGUCACAUGACGAACUGUUCAACCAAUUAAGUAGCAAGUAGUGCAAUAUUACUGUGUCCUUUCGGACAGCUGAAUUUCUCAACUCCUUAAGUUGGUAGACAAGUUCAUGUCACACUGAACCAUGAUGAGACCUUGGCACAGGAAAAAUCAAUAUCUUGAAUCUCAUGAAGAUGAGAGUGAUACCGAAUCUGAGGAACUAUUAGAUUCAGAGAACGAUUUACCAUCCAUGAUCUGGUCAACUUUGCAAAAAUUGAAGACUCCGGUCGCUUUCGCAUUCAGUGCGGUCAACCCGUCGCUGCCAAAUCCAGGCCUCCACCUUUUACGCCAUGGAGUCAUUGGUCUUCCGCUUUCAACUGAUGAAGCGAAAAAAAUCAUUUCAGAAGCCAGUCCUUCUCCUUUUGGGAGAGGAGAAGAGACAAUAGUCGAUAAUUCAGUUAGGAAAUGCUGGGAGCUAAAUCCAACUCAGUUUUCUCUCGAAAAUCCAGCGUGGGAUCAAGCUUUGAAAGUAAUAUUGGACUCAGUCAGCAAGGGACUUGGUAUUUCUAAAGGAGCAGAAAAGAUAUCAGCAGAAUUGUACAAGCUUCUUUUGUACGAGUCGGGAGCUUUCUUUAAGGCCCACACAGACAGCGAGAAAGGCCUGGGCAUGUUUGCCACCCUUGUGGUAUGCUUGCCCUCAUCCCAUGAAGGAGGGAGGCUCGUUUUAACCCAUGACAAUGAAAAGUAUGAGUUUGAGACGGCACUAUCUUCUAAGUUCAGCACAUCAUAUGCUGCAUGGUAUGCGGACAUUCGUCAUGAAGUAUUACCGAUAACGUCUGGGUAUCGGCUCAUGCUAGUUUAUAAUCUCAUGCGACCCUCUGACUUUGUGGUGCCAUCAUAUAAUCUUGCUUGUGAGCGAGUUCAAAAACUGUCCACACUGCUUCAACAGUAUGAUUUGCAACUUGAAAGUGGAGAUGGUACAUUGCCUCCCUUUUUGUUGCAUAGACUGAAACAUAAAUACACCCAGGCUAAUCUGAAAUUUAAUUUGCUCAAAAGCCAAGAUCUCAAUCAAGCUCUGGUCCUAAAACAAUUAUCAAUUGAACUUGGUUUUGAAAUGUAUCUUGCAACUCUAGAGUUAACAAUCAAUGGGGAUGAUGGAUGUGAUAGUUUUGAAGAAAUACAAAGAUCUCAAAAAUUGCAAAACAUUGUAGAGCUCGAUGGUAACCUCGUCGUUAAGAGUCUUUUUUGCUCAGAUAAUGCCUUAAUUGAUCCGACGCCGCAAGAUGAAGCAGGGGAGGCAGACGAAGAAGAUCAUGAAGGUCCGACAGGAAACGCCGGGUGCCCUGCAACUUAUUGGUACCGUGAUACCACCGUUAUACUUAUCCCUCCUUCUAAGCAACUGGAUUUUGCCUUUCAUAUGGAGUCUUAUGGCGAUGUUAUUGAGCCUUUGUUCUCCAAGCUGAUAGAGAAAUAUUCUCAGAAUCCUACUCAAAAACAAAAGCUAGAACAUCUUUGUGAAUUAGCUUUGAAACGCAAAGGACAAUAUGGAAGGGAUCUUGAUUAUUUGAGAGCCAUUCCACAUUUCUUCCAAAAAGCAGCUGCCACGGCUUUAAACGCAGGACUGUUUGAACUUUUCGAUGAAGCAUGCACCAAGACGACAAAUAAAAUUAUGCUUUUGCAUGAUAUUCCUCGAAUACUAGGUUGCUGGGCUGCAAAGAGAGGUUUUGUUACCAUGAGCGACAAAUUGUCAAGAGCUCUGUCAGCAGCAUCUUCCAUUGCUGAACAAAUAAACUUCCUAAGAUCAGUUACUAAUGGUUUUGAGGCAGGUUUGCAAGAUCCAUGUUCUGCCGAAGUAGCAAACUUCAAACAGUGGUCUGACAAAGCACUGUUAUCAGCAAUUUCACAAAUCACAACGCUCACAAAAGCAGACGGAAUAUCACUGGGACAGCUUCCCAAAACUAUGGACUGGAAGUUGUACCAAUCAAACUUGAUGCCUUCCAUUCAGAGAGCAGCAAAAGUUGUGAAAAUUUCGUUCACAAAUACAUUUUUGUCAUCCUGUCAGCAUGAACUUAUUCAAGAACAGAAAUCAUUCAUUGAGUAUAUCAUUCAAAGUAUCUGGGAAGAUUUUAUUUUUGACUUUACACAGCCAGGAUCUGUUGUAAAUUUUCCAGUCAACAAGGAGGAAAUUAACGCAAGUGACUGUAACCACAUAAUUGAAAAUACUAGCAGAAUAUUAUCUCCUGAAUACGUCGAGGCUGUAGUAAUACCAGCCAUGACUAAUGCAAUUCUGACUGCCUCAAAGAAGUGUUCUCAUGAAUUAUUCGUCGAGCUAGUACGUAUGAUCCUUAAAAACGAGCUAGCAGGUUUCAGGUUUCCAACUACUGAUUCAGAACCACCAACAUCGCAUAAAUGCUUUGUUCAAGCUCUUUUAAUAAAAUUUCUCAUCAAUGAUGUCGGUUUUGAACCUCAAGUACAAAAUAGUUUGUCUAUUCCACCUCGGUCUUGCAAGUGUAAAGACUGCUCAGUUGUGAACAACUUUUUACUGAAUCCCACACAGAAACGUUUAGAUUUUCCAUGCUCAAAGGCUCGCAGAUAUCAUCUUCACCAGAACUUCACAAAUUGCAGUAACUUAUGUUAUAAUGUGGUGACUAUUCGCUCUUGCGACCCUAACAUCUGGCGAAUUACAAAAAACCACCAACAAUGUUACAAAAAUGCAAGGGAUGUUUGGUUAAAGAAGACUGUAACAACUGUUCAAACUUUAGCAGUGUUGGAAAAUGAUGAACAAGUAAAAGGCAAACUGGAAAUGUACCUGCAACCGUAUUAUGACGUUAUUAUGAAUGCAAAAAUCAAAGAACUCCCUAAUUUAAAGCAUUUGAUUACAACACAUGGGGCAAGUAACCAUGGAGGCCCUGCCGACAAUCUCAGGAUUGAUCAUAUCGGUCAAGUAGGUCACAAACGAAGUGGAACUGAGAUCGAACUUCAAAAUUAUGAGACAAUCAAGCGCAGUAGAGAAGGGGCUCUGAAUAUUUAAAACCUUACCAUAAAUUUUAUGUCAAUUAUUUUCUAUUUUGACCAUUUAUCCUAUGAAAGCAAUAUCAUUCUGCUCUAAUUUGGUUUGAUACAUUUUAUACCUUUGUUUAGUUGUCAGUGGGAUUUAUGCCUCGCAUUAAAUAAAAUCUCAAUUUAUAGAAAGCUAAUUUUUCUCCUGUUUAAAAUGGUUUACUUUUUUAUCUGUGCACAAUUUUUUUUAUUAUAUUCUUUUUUUAAUGAGUUAAUGACUGGUUUCUUUACUAUUUUGAUUGUGAGCCUCACCUUGAAAACUUACUUAAAGACUCAAUUCUUGUUCAUUAGAUGUUUCAAUAUUGUACAAAAGAGAAAACCCUCUCCUGAUCUGACUAUCCCUGGAACUUUCGUAAGAGAUACCUUUGUGAAUUUUGAGAUCCCAAAAACAGGGGAUAGCCCUUUUGAAAUUUCUUGAAGAAACAGAACGUAACUCCGACGCAAAUGAAGGCAACAAUGCUCUCUUAAGUUCCAAUUAUUGAAAUAGCUGCUCUAUCCUUUGCUACGAUUGAUUGAUAUAAAUGCGUCACAGGAUAAUUAGGAACUUCAGGUAGUUUUUUAAGUAGACACUAAGAGAUAUUUUCGUGAAUUCAUGCUUUAGUAUUUAUGUUUUUCUUAUAUUUUUAUCCGCUCACCAAAUCAGAAAAUCCCUUGCAUUUGAAGAAAUUUUUCGUUUGAAUACCAAAAGAAAGCAAAUAUUACUCACCUAUGAUUCUUAAAUUUGUGAAUUAGCAUUCUUGAAAUGUGCUACUACACAAAGGUGUUACUGAAAUUUUGUAUCCAGUGUAAUUCUUCCCUUUUUUAACUCUAAAAAUGAUUUAGACCAGAGCCUCCUGUCAAAAACUCAUGGUUCUCAGAUUUUUCAUUGCUAUCAUAAGUUCUGCGUUUUCAGCAACAGUUAGAGGCAGACCAGUUGGAAAUUUUAGAUUUAUUUUUUAAAUUCUUAUAUUUUCCCCCAUAAAAUUGUUUCUAGUAUUUAAUGUUUGUACUUGGUACUAUUAUAUCUCUAUUAUUAUUAUGAUGAUACAUUUUCUUUUUGUAACGUAAUAAGUUCUUCAGUUAUAUUCCUGUCAUGUUAUUUUUCUUCAUAAUGUUUACUUUCCGCAUCCAGUCCAGAAUAUAUGAAUGUUAGCAGUGGAA